Messenger RNA from Liolophura sinensis, 8148 nucleotides. Its product is annotated as zinc finger C3H1 domain-containing protein-like. The transcript is spliced from 34 exons. The record is from RefSeq and is a predicted model, not a curated record. Lineage: Eukaryota; Metazoa; Mollusca; Polyplacophora; Chitonida; Chitonidae. Gene Ontology annotation, biological process: RNA processing. Gene Ontology annotation, molecular function: metal ion binding; protein binding. Gene Ontology annotation, cellular component: exosome (RNase complex); nucleus. Bases 84 to 6035 code for a protein of 1983 amino acids.
UGUCGCGUUUAUCGGUCACUAAUCAGUGAUGAUGAAGGAAAAAUGAUGAUUUCAUCCCUCUGUGAAAAUAAUUUUCCUUAACCAUGUCUAGUCAAGUAGACAAUGAAGUGUUAGAGGAGGGCGAAAUUGAGGAUGAGGAAGAAGAAACUGGUUCCAACCAAGGCACCUCCUCCAAAAAUGGAGAGAGAAGUAAAAUUGAAAGUGGACGCACAUCGUCAAAAUCUUACACAGGCCGACGUCGCCGACACAGACACGGGAUAAGUACGCCUCCUCCGUCGAAUGUCUGGGAAAACGUACCUGGUCAACGUUCACAUGAGCCAGUGUUACGGCCGUUAACGGAAGGUGGGUACUGGGCCCCACCUCCCGUGGUGUCUGUACCCACCCAAUCCAGUUCUCAUGAGCAGUCUCCAGGAUCCAGGGUGUUUAAAUACCUAAGAAACAGGACAAAAAGUGCAGAAAAUGACUGCAAAAAAAUAGAAAAUAGACGACCUGUUGUAGAUAGAUCUGUGAAAAGAAGAGUCAAAUCAUGCUCAAAGCCUGACACAUGGUCCGUGUCAACAGAAGAAGGGAGUGACUUUGAGAACCUGUUGAGAAAACACAAAGAGAUUCAGGCACAGUUGGCUAAGUUAAGCAAAGAAGAGGAAAAGAGUGAGACGGACAGCUCAAUGAUUGAGAUAGAGACAGUUGGACAGGAGGCUCGAGUCUCUCACUUAAGCCUGCUGAGUGAGGAGUCACAAGUGGUACAAGUGACUGAGGAUAACAUAGAUACUAGUGUACUAAGCGUAAUGUCUGUGGAGGCAGAGAGAGCGGACAGCAGUGUGAUCAGUGUACACCAGAACCAAGCACCUGACAGUACUGGCAAUCAGGCUGCUGAAACAUUUCUUGAUGAUGAUGACCUUGAUGCUCUUGAACUACGUAAACUAGCCCUUGAGUCUGUUGUAUCAGCUAAUGCCAAAAAGUCAUUGGAAACCAGUAACAUAGAGACUGCCGUCCAGCAGCCACCUAGCACCAAUGGCCCCCACACAUCCACAGAGGCCUCCACUAGCUCCAAAAGGAGGAGUUCAAAACGGGACUCCAAACCCAGCAGCCCCAUGAAGAGACGUGCCUCCAGUGGUAGACCAUCACACAGCAAAGGUCAUUCUCAAAUGAAUCGUGACAGAAAGCUCUUCUCACCCCAUGAAACAGUGGAUCGCUAUGGACGCCAGAAGCGCUUACGCCGUACCUUCAGUAGUCAGCGAGAAUUGGAACGACGGCGAGAAUUGGAGCGACGGCGACGCGAUGCAGAAGAAAAACGCAGACAGGCAGAGAAGGCUCACAAAGAGGAAAGACCAAGGCGCUUUGAAGCCAGGCAAAGUCAGGAAUCAGAGAAGAUGAAACCGCAUGAGGAAAUCCAGCAAAUCUUGGCUCUGAGUGACCAGGAAGAACAGGUGGAGAGAUUGCUGAAAUUGGUCAAGGGAGAAAGAAGCAGUACCGACAGGAGAAAUAGGUCUCCAGCUAAGGUAUCAUCAGCACGGAAAUCCAGUCGAGGAGAAUCAAAAAUCUCACAGAAGAUGGAAGACAAUUAUGAAGAGGUUGCCAUGGAAAUUGAUAGUGAUUCACCAAGUACAUCCUUACCCACCAUCGAAGGAUUCCAGUUUGACCAAGACGACAUUUCUUUCAUGAACACAAUGCCACUCCAGCUCCAAAACACUGCUUUUCCUGGGAUGGACUUUUACCCGAUGCCUGGCCUUGGCCCAGUCCAGGUCUUGUCAGAGUGGCCUAUGAAGCCUAUGGGUAGCUGGGUUCCUCCCUUGCCCCCAGAUGAACCUCCUCCUCCACCCCCGAUAGACAUUCCACCGCCCACUCCUCCUGCCCCUCCCCCUCUACCAGAGGACCCCAGCCCUGACACGGACCCCUCCAGACCCCUGGAACAAGAGGAGGAGGAGGAUAUGGAUGAGGAGUUGCUGCUUAGAGAACAACUGCUCCAGUCCCUGGCUGUGAAGAGGAGGAACACAACACCAGAGAGAGGCAACACUGCCUGUAAGUCUUCCAGUAGCUCUCCAGUCCCACCUCCUAGCACAGUGUCAUCAGAGAAGAAGGUUGCUGUCAGAGAGAAAAGGAGGCGUACCCCAACCAUAAUACGACCAUUCCAACUGCCUAUCCAUAAACCUGUGGUGAUAAAGCUGGGGGAAUCUUCUGAUGAGUCUGACAAGGAGUCAUUGACUCCACAGCCAUUGCUCCAAACACCUCCAAAUAUGCUCAGUGGUAUUGACUCCUUCCUCAAACAAGUGCGCAAGUCUGUUGACCAGCAGAAGCAAACCAGUCAGUCUCUCGAAGAGGUCUGCCUACAGCCUGCUGCAGUAAAGGAACACUCGCUUGUACGGGUCUCCCCACAGCCAGCUGCAGGAGAGGAGGUGUCAGAGGAUGCCGUGACGAGUCAGAUGUCUGUUAGACAAAUGGAGGAGGAUCUUGUUAAUCUCAGAAAGGAUACAUUAAAGGAACAGGCUGUACUAAAGAUGUUGAUAGACCAGUCCAGCAAGUACCAGAACAACCAACGACUAGCUGCAGAGCGAUUGAAAAAACUCCAGGAGCAUUUGGCAACCCUUCAGAAAAUUGUUCUGAGUUGUAGUAAACAUGCAGAGAAAGCCAAAGCUCAGGUUAGGGAAGUGAGAAAGCGAGUGAAGAAGAAAGUGAGCAGCUACAGACUGCUAGAAGAGCAAACUCGAGAACGAGGAAUUAGCGUGUUUGGAAAAACCUACAAACUCCCAGUGCAGCUCAUCAACAGAAAGGCUGUCAAACGGAAAACAAACAGCCUGGACACCCACAAAAAUAGCAAGCAGGCUUCAUUAAAGAAAGUGAAGGAAGUUUCUAGCCCAGUGACAAAGAGAUCUGUGCACGAAAUAGCUAAAGAGAAAACCCGACUGCAAGAGCUGGAGCAAGAAUAUGCGAAGAAAAUUAAAGCCUUAAAAGAGAUUCAAAUAAAACAAGAUACAUCGCGCCAAAAUACAGACUCUGAUGAUGCCCGAUAUGAUAAGAGAAUAGUCAUUCCCAGUUUGGACAAAAUUUCAUUAGGAGGUGUAGAGAAUACUGUUUUGUCUGAAGACGGUGAAAAUCCAGUCAAAAGAAGACGGUCCCUACUGGAUCUGAACAUUAGCACUAAGCCAAACAUAGCAGCACAUGAUAAGGAUUCCAAUAAGGAUGAGAAACAGCCCACAGCCAAAAGAAAAGGGGUUGUCUUCAGUUUACCUGAUGGACAGCAACGUCAGAAUCUACAGCAGUUAGAGGGAGAAAAGCUACAGAAGUUGUUGAAAAGUUAUACAGUUCCUCACAAGCCAAGUUUUUGGAAUGGCUGUCUUAGUUGCAUGCCCAUUCCUCCCACGGAAAAGUUGUCAGGUGUUGACUUUGAAGGCAAGUUCAUGUCCCAGAAGCAGUCCAGCAGCGUAGACUCCUCAUCACAUCCUUGCUCUCUACAUUACCAGAGUCCACUCCUUCAUUUCAAGUCUUACAGGCUGAGUCGUUACUACAGAACCAAGGAGUGUCUGCAGCUGUCCUCGCGGACUUAUAGUAACACAGUCAACCCCAACAAACACAUGUGCAGGUUUGAGCUUCAGGGAACUUGUAAUGACCAGAAGUGCAGAUGGCAGCAUGAGGUGGACUACACACUAAACCAGCAUGAUCUGUUGGCUGACCUUACAUCUUACUGCCCUAAGCUGGCUGCCAUUACAGACAAUACAGAUGUAGCUGAUUACAAAACAUUCAUAGACAGGUAUGUUGACAAGGUUGUAAGUCAGCAUGGAGAGCACAUGAGCACAGAUCAGCUGUGUGUUCUGCUGGUCAGUGAAGUGCAGAAAGCUGCAGGCUUAGCUCACCCCUGGAGUGUGCGGACAAACAAGAGAUUGUGGAGGCCAUGUCAGACAGAGGCUGCGAAAGAGAACACGGACUAUGUCACUGCAGAAAACUUGAAGCCUGUUCAUUUAAACACUUCAGAUUUGCCCGGAGGUCAAGGACCGCUGGACAUGGACAAUGUGAUCAAUGAGCAAGACCUACGUUACUUCCUGGAUGGACCGGCUGUGCAGGACAUGGAGUCUGCUGUCCUACAGAACCCAGCCAAUGUUCAGCUGUGGGUCUUGUUGGCGUACAAGAAACUACGUGGCACUGAUGAGGAAAGUGGGGAGAGUGUUCCCAUGGACCUGUGUCUGAACGUACUGGCCAGAGCGCUGGAGGAGAAUAAGAAAAGCUCAGAGCUGUGGUACCAUUACUUGAAAAUCUACCGCCAUCACCCCGACGCUGAGGACAUCGCUGAGCUGUGCGAGACAGCCCUGGCUUGUACUCCCAGUUACCCAAUAUACCGCCAGUACCUCAGUAUAGCAGUGUGCUUCUCAGAAAAAGAGUCGAUAAGCAAGCGGCUGUUGAAGUACUUGGUGACUCCUGACCCGGAUGACUCUGCCCUGGGUGACGCUGAUUCGCGCUCGUUUCGUCUGCUGGAGUCUGUUGUGUACCUGGUUGAUGUGUAUGUUCAGAGUGGCAGGUACAAGACGGGGCUGCUCUAUCUACAGUCCUUGUUUCCAUCGGAAGGGAAGCCGUCCAGUGAAUUGUUCAGUCUGAUGGUGCCCCUGGACAAGUGUAUACUGUGGCUGACCUUAAUCAGCUUGUCUCAGUUCCAUCAGCUCCCAGCCCCCCUCAUCAACCCAUGUAACCAGAAUCCAGGACAAGUCGUCUCCAGGAAAGUCUUCCAGUUGCCAUGGGAAGAUCAUGCUGAUGUUACCAGAAAUGUUGACAACAUUCUAGAGAUACUGUGGAGAGCUGUUGACAGUUGCUGUCCUCAGGAGGGUCUUGCAGGGGAGACUCGUCAGGAGAGCGGCUCAGCUGCGCAGGAGGAUGAGAUACGGAUGGCCUUGUACUCCAACAUUCUGACUGUUCAACAACUGUAUGUUAGUGUGGAGACUGCCCGCUCAACAUGCUCUCGGUGGAAGGGAGAUAACCCUAAUCUGCCUCAACUCUGGACCCUGGCAUCAUCAAUUGAGUUCAAUACUGGAAAUGUUGAUGCUGCUAUUCAGAUUCUGGAAGAAGGCCUAAGAUAUCAGCCUCACUGUGCCAAAUUGUACCAAAGUGCUGCUAAUCUCAGCCUGAGUAAGAAGGACAGUGACCGUGCCCUGGGGCUGUUAGAGCAGUGUGUGAUAGCGCUGUAUGAAGUAGAUAUAGCUGACUCCAAAACCUGCGAUCCUAACCUCUUAUAUUGCCGAACAUUGGGUCAGCCAGUUCCACUGAGCUACAAACCCCCACCUUUUGCUGCUGGUGUUACAGAGGCUUUAGUACGGGAUCAAAUUGGUUCCCUCUGGCUGAACUACUGUCUGUUACUAGAACUACAGGGAGACCCAGGCCAAGCUGUUGAGAGCUAUGAGACAGCCUUAGGGCUCCUCCAGUCUAGGCAACAUCUCACAGACGUGUGGCAAGGGUACCUUCAGUUCCACCAGCGCCAGCUGAGCUCUUUGGGUCUGAAGGAGAAGCAGAAAUCUUUGCUGUCCCUCACUCGCCUUCUACAUCGCUGCCUCAGCUCAAUCCCCGUCAAGAGGCCACUGCCCUGCCCAGGGGACGGUCACUGGAUGGACUACACAGACCAUAACCAGGUUGUGGAAGUCUUCCUGAGAUGUUUCCCAGAGGACCAGAGGUUACUGGUAUACAGGAGACUGGUCCAGCUCAUGCCCACCAAUGUCAACCUCAUCAUCAGGUCUAUAGAGCAGGCCCUUUCUGUGGAGGAUUAUGCAGAAGCCAAGAGUCUGUGCAACUCUGUGCUGUUUGAACAGGCUGCCAACUGUCGGCUGUGGAAACUAGCAAUUGGCGUGACCUUGAAGAUGAAAAAGUACAGGGAGGUGCACAAGUUGUAUAAGAGAGCUGUCCAGAAGUUACCCUUGAUGUUUACACUGUGGAAAGAUUUUUUGCUGUUUGAGGUGACUGAAGGGUCAGAGAGUGGAGCCAAAUGGGUGAUAGAACAGUGCCAGAAGCUGGGUGUCAACAUCAAGGCAUUUGUAGCAACAGUGUCCAAAUUGCCAACUUGACAGCAACCUACUCUCAAACCCCAUUCCUGUGAUCAUAAACACUCAUGCGCACUCAGUCUUCACACUCCCAUCGUCACAUUGCAUUUGUCAUAUCAAACCUAUCCUGUCCAGAAAUUGUCUGGAAUAAAUGUGAAUUCCAAAACUCCACCUCUCUCUCAAUCAUCCAUGAAACUCCACCCCCACCCCUACACCGCCACACCCCUAACAAUCAAAUACAUGUUACAUCCAAGUGGUGCCAAAAACGCUGAACAUGCAAUGUGAAUCUGACAGAAAUUCAUCCAGAAGGACCUGUUGAGACAAAGACAUUGUAGGCAGUGACUGACUGAGUGACUGACUGACUGGCUGGCCAGCCUCUAAGCUAACAGCUGUAAGUAUUUCCUGUGGCUGCUUUUGUUUUUUUCACUAGGCCUUCCCCUAAACCUUCAUAUCAACCUGCUUUUCUCAAACUGUCGGCAGUGUUCACUUUGGUGUGUUGUGCUUGAUGUGGGAUGCUUGGUUGUACAGUUUUCUGUAGUUUUGUACAGUUUUCUGUACAGUAUUCUGUAGUUUUGUAGAGUUUUCUGUAGACUUGCAACUUUUGUCUUGAAAGUUCAACAGUGAUUUAUUAUUCCCCCUGAGAUUCUGUUGACAGCUAAUUGGUCCUGUAGCCAGGUGUCUUUAAGACAUAGCUCUCUUUGGCUGCAUGUCAUUGGACAGGUGUACAGAACUUUGCAAACAAGUGCAGAUUUGAAUCAUGUUGCUGAACUUCAAGUGACAUCAGGUUGAUGUUAAGACAUUUUGUUCAUGAAAAAAUGUGCUGAAAAAUACUACACCCAGAGAGAAAUUUUGCAUAUUAUGAGCUUCAAAUUUACUUCUAGGUUGUAAAGAAACUGUUAGGAAAAAAAUGAAGCUCAAGUGAUAUGGUGCAAGUAUUAGUGUUAUGUUGAGGUAAUUAAAAAGUUAUUCUAUAAUUAUAAUAACUACAUGCCUGAUUUUUUACACUAGAACGUGUUAGGUCCAAAUUCGUUCCACAUUCCAAGGCUAUGAGUUGCAAGUCUGUAUGCAAAAAAAUAACAAAAGCUCCCUAUGUAUUCUUUUGUUUUUCAUUGUGCUCAAGUGUACAAAAAAAAAUUCUUUUUGUUGGUACUGUUCCAUUUGUGAACAGAUGUCCGUCUUGCCUUUUGCUUGAGCUGAACUCAAAUCUGUGGAAUAAGCAGGACAUGUGUAUUGUACAUUCUGUAGUACACUAUAUACGUGUGGCUCUGCAUCUGUGUCCUACCUGAUGGUGAACAAUUCUCAUUGGCUGAGUGACUUGUGACGCUUGUGAGAAGAUUGGUUUUAAGGGUACAUCUGUAUGUGCAUGCAAACUGUAGAUUCAAAAAACAUAGUUAAUGGAAACCUCAGAUACUUGUAUAUAUACAUUUGUGUAAGUGCAUAUACAAGUCCGGUUGUUCAGUUCAGUUGUUAUGGUUGUAGAACUUGAACAUUGAGAAGUUUCUUCCAAAUGAGAACUAUUUGAGAAGAUGUAUGUAGAUAAUUUUGAAGUGUGAUACUACAUGUAGUCAAACAUGUGAUGUCAAGGCAAAGAUGAAGACCCUAUUUGAACUACCUACCAGUAACAGCGAUAUGUCAAGAACAGAUGGAUUGGUGGAUAGCGUGGAAAACGAAGAAUUGUCAUCAUUUGGAUGCAAUCUAUACUUGGGGAAAGUAUAGACAAAAGUGAUUGCCUGGAAGAAGUUGUUCAAGAAGAAUGUUCAGUGAGAAGGAUUUCCAGACAGGCAGCAAUUUUGUGAAGAAUGUUGGCUGGAAGACUGAAGACAGCGGGCCGAAUCGGUUAUCUUUUGCAGAAGGUGUAGCUGAGAAGUUCCGUGAGUAAUGAAGAAGAAAGAAUUUCUUGAGAAACACCACCACCACAACAACAACUGGGUGACAUCACGGACUCAAAUUCUUACUUCUGGGAAGAUUAUUUACAUGCAUGGAUACUGUUCUUAAAAAACACGCUUGUGUUAGUUUUAAGGGAUGUGUUUUACAAAUUUUUUUGUUUAAGUUAUGUUUAUGAUUGUUGGUGUUUUUGAAUUUUUUUUGUCCAAGCAUUACUAUAAGCAGCUGUUGCCUUUGCUAUCAUGCCUGUGAU